AUGAGACCACGAACAGCUAAUUUAAAUGUCUAGUGGAGCGUUCGAAUCCGUGUACCAUUAUUACCUACAGAAGGCCCGCAUUGGACCUUUCCCAAAGAUAUGACUAAUAUAUUUGAUUUGGAAUCAAAGCCUUAUAGAGGUAAUCCUGGGCCUGGCAAAUAUGAAUAAAGAAAAAAUUACACAAUUGAGCAAGAAAAGCAAAGACUAAAAGAGAGGAGAAAGUCGGUUGAUAUUAACAAAAUACCUAAACGCCCAGUAUUCACUGAUGAAGCAAUUAGAGAAAAAAGAAAUGCUCCUGCUCCAGGCUAGUAUGCUCCUAAGGCAGUAUUAUUUGAAAAGGUCUAGGGUAGUGUGCAAAUGAAAACUGACAAAAAGAGCUAUAUUGAUGAUGAAAUAUAAAGAAAGUCAUUCAAUUUAGGUCCUGGUGCUCUCAAUCCUAAAAGAGCAUUCUAUGAGAAGAGAGUAACAGGUCUUAGUUGGAAGAAAGUAGAAAAAGAAGACUGGAAAAUUUAAAAGAAGGAAGGACCUGAUAUGGGCUCUUAUAAUCCAAGCAAGUCAUAUAAAAACAUAGAUAAAAAAACUCAUAAUGUGAUUAUAUCUAAGACGGAUACACCUAAUUUUUCGGCAAAAUAUGCCAAAGAAAAAGCUUUUGUACCACCUUGUGGAACUUAUGAUGCUGAUAAAUGCUACUCUAAAGUGCAUCGACCAAUGAAAAUGAGAUUUUGA
Stylonychia lemnae is the source of this 726-nucleotide messenger RNA. NCBI's taxonomy places the organism in Eukaryota, Ciliophora, Spirotrichea, Sporadotrichida, Oxytrichidae. The record is from the annotation of a GenBank genome assembly.